Molecule: messenger RNA, 1011 nt
Organism: Symbiodinium pilosum
Lineage: Eukaryota; Dinophyceae; Suessiales; Symbiodiniaceae
Source: the annotation of a GenBank genome assembly
AUGGCCUCAGCAAGCACAAGGCCACGAGAGGAGGAUCAGAUGACUAAGAACACCCCUGACGAGGCUCAGGAUGUGAAGGUAGGGCUGACACUGGGCGAGGGAAGCGAGCUGGUUGUUGAGCUUGGCAGCAUCGAAGCGGCAGUGCAAGAGCUGCAGGACGCACGUCUGCUUUCCAAAGGAAAUCUCUUGGAAGCAGCAGCCCGGGGAGAGAUCGCCGGGGUCAGCAAGCUGCGUGCAGAGUAUCUCAAGGAGAUGUCAGAGUGCGGAGUUCCCAGCCGCAGGAGCGAUCUUCCGGUCCGAGUGGAAGCCCACAAUCAUGGUUCCGUGCAUGGGUACAAGGACGAACUGAUGGAAAAGGCCUGGAAGGAUGCAGCUUAUGGGGCCGUGCUGCUCAUAGACCCGACCGUUUCCGGUCUCGAAGAGAUAUUGGAGCGCUCGCGAGUCGCCGAGAGCCCACUGGGCAUCCUGGCAUUCCCCAGCGAUGUGCCAAGCGAGACGUUCUUCGAGCUUUCAAAUGGAGUGGCGCAGAGAACACGUAUCGUUGGAGGAGAUGCGACUUUGUCCAGGUUCGGCGCUGUGGACUGGAAGGCCAAGCGAUUCAUGGUCGCUGAGACAGCGACUUUCAUCGCUGCGCUAAGGUCUUCCUUAUCCGAGGCAGACCAAGUUGAAAUUAUCGCUAUUAUGGAACUCUUAACGUUCGUCGUGUUUGCCACUGAGGAAGGGAACACUUGGAGCAAGGAAGUCAUCUUCUAUAUGACGGACAAUCAGAACGUCCAGUCCUGGCUUUCGAAGCGUAGGCCCAGGUCACGGGCCGCCCGGAGGCUCAUCCUUCUUCUGCACCGUCUGGAGGUCGAGUGUCACUUCCGAUGUGUUCCGGUUUAUAUCCGCACUUACCGGAACCAACUCGCCGACUGGCUGAGUAGGGAGGAGCUCGCAAAGGUCAGGUUUGACCUCGAGGCCGAAGGUUGGGUAGAAGUUGAGUUUUUCGAGGAUUGGCAGCAGCUGGUUGAG